Messenger RNA from Ostertagia ostertagi, 444 nucleotides. NCBI's taxonomy places the organism in Eukaryota, Metazoa, Nematoda, Chromadorea, Rhabditida, Trichostrongylidae. The record is from the annotation of a GenBank genome assembly.
AUGACGAUUGGCGGAAAGGUCGUCCAUCUGGGUGAGGUGUUCGGCUACGUGGCAUUCUUGCAGAAGAAUUAUGGUUUGACGCCGGAACAACUCAAUAAAUUAGCGCAACUACCAGAGGAAUAUCUGCUUGAUUGCCUGAUCAACGGCCGUCAGCCUGAUCUGAAUUGGAUAGGCGGUCGUCCAUAUGUGCCUCCCGACAUCUACUACUUCAAAAUGGAUCGAACACCCACGAACCUUAUCGUUUGCCUCGGAAUCGCCAUGGAAAGCCACGAACCUUCAUCGUUUGCCUCGGAUCGCGUUCUUGCCAGCAUGGAAAGCCUUGAUCUCAAUACUAGCAGGUGCUCAACGGCUCGUACGCUCACACCACGCGAGUACUAUCAGAAGAUACUAUUCCAGUACUGCAAACAGAUACAACCGGACGAUCAGAUGGCCGAUAUCGAUCAA